AUGACCCGGGGGACAGCUGCCGAGUCUGGCUCCUACUUGGGGGACCACGGGUGUGUCUUCUCAGCGGCCCGUUUCCUGUGCCCCCGGCCAUCUGCACGACGUUUUAGAUCCUCCAGCCGUUGUGCAGAAAACUGCCUUCCGUUUUCCUGGCGGUGUCAAUGUCACGGCCCUGCGUGGGACCAAGGUGCGCGGCCCGGCCCGGCCCCGUCACCUGGUCGAGCCUCCGGGAACAGCUUCUUUCAGACCAGCAAAUCAUGGCGGAAAAUAAAAAACAUGGUGCACUGGUCUCCCUUCGUCAUGUCCUUCAAGAAGAAAUACCCCUGGAUCCAGCUGGCAGGACACGCAGGGAGUUUCAAGGCGGCUGCCAACGGCAGGAUCCUGAAGAAGCACUGUGAGUCGGAGCAGCGCUGCCUCGACCGGCUGAUGGCCGACGUGCUGAAGCCCUUUGUCCCCGCCUACCACGGCGACGUGGUGAAAGACGGCGAGCGCUACAACCAGAUGGACGACCUACUGGCCGCCUUCGACUCGCCCUGCGUGAUGGACUGCAAGAUGGGCGUCAGGACCUACCUGGAGGAGGAGCUCACCAAGGCCCGGAAGAAGCCCAGCCUCCGGAAGGACAUGUACCAGAAGAUGAUCGAGGUGGACCCCGAGGCCCCGACCGAGGAGGAGAAAGCCCAGCGGGCUGUGACCAAGCCUCGGUACAUGCAGUGGAGGGAGACCAUCAGUUCCACCGCCACCCUCGGCUUCAGGAUCGAGGGCAUCAAGAAAGAAGACGGCUCCGUGAACCGAGACUUCAAGAAGACCAAAACGAGGGAGCAGGUCACCGAGGCCUUCAGAGAGUUCACUAAAGGAAACCGCAACAUCCUGAUCGCCUACCGGGACCGGCUGAAGGACAUUCGGGCCACCCUGGAAGUUUCUCCCUUCUUCAAAUGCCACGAGGUCAUCGGCAGCUCUCUUCUCUUCAUCCACGACCAGAAGGAGCAGGCCAAGGUGUGGAUGAUCGACUUUGGGAAAACCACGCCCCUGCCCGAGGGCCAGACCCUGCAGCACAACGUCCCCUGGCAGGAGGGGAACCGGGAGGACGGCUACCUCUCGGGCCUGAACAACCUCAUCGACAUCCUGACGGAGAUGUGCCAGGCCACCCCGCUGGCCUGAGGGCCGGCCCGCCUCGCCCCCCCACCUCCUCCCUGCCGCCCCCUUCCUUUCUCCUUCUGAAUUUCCCCUUGGUGCCGCCCCAGAGCCGACCCUCCCGAACUGCACUAUGAGACACUUUGUAAGAGACCAGGUGAAGAUCGGAGAGGAGAGAGGAGAGGAGAGGAGAGGAGAGGAGAGGAGAGGAGAGGAGAGCUUGCCGGGCUCCCACUUCUCUUUAUAAACAGGAUCUGCUGGCAGAAGAGGAGUGGGGGCGGGGGGAGCCAGGCUCAGGUGGCAGGGAGGUCCCCAACGCAGGAGCCGGCCCCAGCCUUCCAGUGGGGGCCUGCUGCCCCUGGUGGCCGCCACCGAGCUCAGCCUGUCUUGGCCCCAUCCUUCCGGCCUGGAGCAUCUCCGGGUUGGGGCACAAAGCCACUGGCAAGUGCACGUUGGCCACGAGUAAAGCAUUCUCCGCCUAGCGGCCCAGGGGCUCCCACAGACGUGUGGUGGCCUGCGAAAGCAGGGACCCCACCCAGCUGGCAGUGAGACCCUCCAGCUGGGGGCCGGACCCAGGAGCCAGGAGAAUGCUGGAGUCCACUGGCUGUGCUCUCUGACCUCGACCUUCCCGGGAGGGGGCAGGCGGGAGCCCCCCUCUUCCAUCUGAUUAUCACCCAGGAAUUCAGAGGGACGCUCUGCAAACCUGACCUUGGGGGAGGCCCCGCCCCCACCCCCACCCCCAGAACCACCUGUGCCUCCGGCUGCCAACCUUGUUGGGACGGCACUGGGUGGGGCGGCCCGGGGCACAGCCGGAGGCAGAUCGGUUGUCUCACGUCCCUUCACCCCCACCCCCCACAUCCCUGGGCUUGUUUCACGAGGUCAAGUCCCCAGCACGUUCGGGGGGGCAGCGCUGGGCAGGGAUGAAGCAGAUUUCUGGCCUUCCUGGCCUCAUUUUUCUCCCCUGAAGUAACUCUUCCAGCCCGAAGGGCUUGGACCCACAUUCCCCGGAUGCGGUGUGGGCAGCUCCCAGGGCGGGUGGUGGGUGCCGGGUGUGAGGAGGGGUGCUCCCGGCAGGGGGAAGAGUCCUGGGGCCUCUAAGUUGCUCGAAGAUGACUGGGGAACCAAGUAGGGCCGUGUUUCUCAUUUUAAAGCAAGGCAAGUCUGUAUUAUGGGGAAGAAUGUGAAACCAGCAUGACUUUUUAAGAACAAACCUCUCAGCUCCGUGGCCCUUUGGGGCUGUUAGAGGCGCACGGGUGCCCAGAGCCGAGCUCUGACGGGGUAGCGAUCUGCAGACAGCCGGGUCGGGGACAUGGUGGAGGUCCGUGUACCCCGGAGCGUGAGCCCAGAGGGGCCGAUCCAAGAGCAGGGGUUUCCGGGGCUUCCCCCCUCCGCCUUCCCCCCCUCCGCCCCGGGGACUCUGGGAGAGACCUCCGACCCCAGCACGUGACCCCAUCAUUUCCCCUUUCGUGGCUGGGUGAGUGACAGUCGGUGGGGGCGGAGGGUGGGACGCAUGAGGCUAUCUGAGUACAGAUUUUAGAAAAGGAAAUCAGUCUGAAACUUCCUGGCUCUGGUUCAAAACAGUGGGAGCUCGUGUGGGGGGCUCUCGCCAAAGGUCACCACCCGUCCCGGCCGAGCGCUGAGACCUCGUGACAAGCAUGUGACCCCGUAAAGGGCGGGAGCACCAAAAGCCAGCGCUGGGUGGCUCAGGAGGGACCCGGUGGCAUCAGCAGUCCGCGGGGAGGGGACGUUGCUCAGUUGGACGUCCCGAUUCCACCGCCGGGGGUGGACCACAGGUCACCUCACUCCAUCGAUGAGGAAAUUUGCUAAAGCAAAUGAACGCUCUGAACAAAAAAGUGCAGGGGACCAGCUUGCUCUCCUAAGAGAACACAUUUUCCAAGCACUUUAAACAGGCACCCGUUGUCUGCAGACAGCGUGCUAGAAAAAGGCAAAGCGACGUGUUUAUUAGAGGAGGGUCCGUGGGGCCUCUUCCUGGCGACCGGUUGCUUGGGGUGACAUUCUGUCCGCGAAGGUGGUAUAAAGUGUCAUUUUUUUCCUUAGGGUUAUUCUUUUAGGGGUUGGGGGGGUUUGUAUUUACUCGCUAGCUCUCCUCUCCCGCACCUGCUCUCGCAACCUUCCCUCCCCUCUUCCCUGUCCCCCCCCCCCCCCAUCCUGGGGGGCUAGGGUGGAUCCCGAACAAGAACCCUUCCGAGGGACUCCUCGGGCUACAGGUGCCGGGACGGCGGGACAAGCCACGUCCUUUCCCGCCCGGUCCUUGCCGGGCCCCCCGGGGGGGGGGGGGGUGCUCCUCGGUGGUCAGCGUGCUUAGCGUUCAAAGAAAGUUUCUCAACUGCUUGCCCACAGACUUGCCUUCAGCGCCAUGUAAGAAGUUUUUAAGUUAUAUUUAUUUUUUCUGGUUUUUUAAUUGCACAAAACACUAAGACUGGGAGGCUGGGGAUUCUGUGUGUCCUUAAAAGCUGUGCCUUCUUUCUGAAUUCCUUUUCCCACUUGGCGGAAAGAGCCUGGACACAGCCCUGCCCCCCUUCCCCGCCCCCCUGCCCCCCCCCCCCCCCCCCCACGGACUCUUGCCUCUGUGAGCUGUAUCUAGCUUUGAGUUUCUCCUGCAUCCCGUCCACCCCCGUGUGUAUACACCCAGGCCCCUGGCUCGGGAAGAGGCCCUCUGGCCGUUGCCUUUCCCUCCGGAGGACAGGACCCCCCCCCCCAGAGGGCUCCCCCUCUCUCUGCAACCCCUUUCGCCGCGACACCUUGGAGGAAACUGAACUGUUACAGACUCCCCCCCCCCCCCCCCGCCCCGCACAGUGCCUGUCGAACAGACUGCAAUGCUCUGUACCUUCCCGAAUAAAGGCCCUGGAGACCAC
Molecule: messenger RNA, 4004 nt
Organism: Lynx canadensis (Canada lynx)
Lineage: Eukaryota; Metazoa; Chordata; Mammalia; Carnivora; Felidae
Product: inositol-trisphosphate 3-kinase B-like
Exons: 8
Coding region: 1-1155 (384 amino acids)
Biological process (GO): inositol phosphate biosynthetic process
Cellular component (GO): cytoplasm; nucleus
Molecular function (GO): inositol tetrakisphosphate kinase activity; inositol-1,4,5-trisphosphate 3-kinase activity
Source: RefSeq, a predicted model, not a curated record